This is a messenger RNA of Nicotiana tabacum (common tobacco), 669 nucleotides long. The record is from RefSeq and is a predicted model, not a curated record. NCBI's taxonomy places the organism in Eukaryota, Viridiplantae, Streptophyta, Magnoliopsida, Solanales, Solanaceae.
AUGAGGGUGAAUGACAAGCUAAUGAAUAUUAAGCUAGUUGUUGGAGGUUUUACUUUGAACAUAAUUAGUGCGUACGCACCCCAAGCAGGCUUGGAUGAGGAAGUCAAAAGGCGUUUCUGGGAGGAUUUGGAUGAGAUGGUACGUGAUUUCAACGGCCACAUUGGAGCGACGUCUGGGGGGUAUAAUGAUGUGCGUGGUGGCUUCGGUUUUGGAGAUAGAAACGGAGGAGGAACGUCUCUGCUGGACUUUGCUAGAGCAUUUGAUUUGGUGAUAGCAAACUUGAAUUUUCCGGAGAGGAGGGAACCCUUGGUCACCUUCCGUAGUUAUGUUGUCGAGACUCAGAUUGAUUAUUUACUCUAUAGGAAGUCUGAUAGAGGUCUUUGCACGGAUUGCAAGGUCAUCCCGAGGGUCUCAAAGGAUAACUAUGGUGGUGAUAAGGGAGACUGGUGGUGGAAUGGUGAGAUGCAAGGAAAAGUGAAAAUCAAGAAAACGGCGUAUCUGAAUCUAGUGAAAAGUGUAGACGGGAAGGACAAGAGGACGAAUAAGGAGCAUUAUAAGUUGGCUAAGAAAGAGGUAAAGCCAGUAGUUACGGCGGCAAAGACUGGAGCUUUUAGUCGUUUGUAUGAGGAAAUCGAGGGCCGAAGUGGGGAAAGAGGUUGUUCAGGCUAG